Molecule: messenger RNA, 252 nt
Organism: Nestor notabilis (Kea)
Lineage: Eukaryota; Metazoa; Chordata; Aves; Psittaciformes; Psittacidae
Product: myosin-8-like
Exons: 2
Source: RefSeq, a predicted model, not a curated record
UCUGAAGAAGACCGGAAGAAUGUUCUCAGGCUCCAAGAUCUAGUGGACAAGCUGCAAAUGAAAGUGAAGUCCUACAAGAGACAAGCUGAGGAGGCUGAGGAGCUGUCCAAUGUCAACCUCUCCAAAUUCCGCAAGAUCCAGCACGAGCUGGAGGAAGCUGAGGAGCGGGCUGACAUUGCAGAGUCCCAGGUCAACAAGCUCCGAGCCAAGAGCCGGGAGUUUCACAGCAAGAAGAUAGAAGAGGAAGAGUGA